GCUGAACUUACUUGCCUUGUACAUAUUUCACCUUCCUAUCUCCGUCUUCGCAUCCCCAUUUCCCAUUUCCAAUACUGCUUCCUGAUCGGCAAUCGCGAGCUAGCUCGAGGGCCUUGACGAACAAACACAAAAAGUACAUAAUGUCUUGAAUCCUAAAUUGCUUGCUGAGCUGUGGCGAUCCGACCGACUCCACAGCCUUGACCGCAAUGACGAAACUCUCCGAACUCCCCGCGGGAAUUCUGUCGAUCAUCCUGGAGUAUCUCGGCAGACACGACUACAACGACAUCUUGAGAGUCUCGAGAAGCCUCUACAGAGAAACUUUGCCAUUCCUUUACCGCGAUGUCAAGUUCGAAGCGACCAAGUCCCGCAGCUGCGCCCGGAGACUUGCGCUCCUGCUCCGGACUCUGCUCGAGCAGCCGCAGUUCGCAUCGUAUGUCAAAGUCUUCAAGCUUCGAGGACCGCUCCCCUUCUGGACCAAGUACAACCCGUGGCCCGAGGACGCAAAGGCUGGCCCUGCAUCGGUCAACUUGUGGGGGUUGAAAGGAUGUCAAACCCUGUCCAAGUCACAGAAGAUUUUCGCCUCCAACGAAAUCUAUUCUUUCGUGGACGAGAGCAUGCACAAAGAGCAGGAGCAGUUCAGAAAUCGCAGCAAGGAUGCUUUGGCGACGCUGGUUAUGACGCGCUUCACCGAACUAAGGACGUUGGAUCUGGGAGACGGAUUCCUCAUGCACUCGCUUUUCCUCCCGCAGGUCCUCAAACGCGCGCCCCGCCUCUUCCCCAAACUCAACCACGUAGUUCUGGGCGACAAGCGCUUCGACCCUGAAAAUUCGGUGUCGUACAUGGACCUCGACCUCAUCCGGCCCAUCUUCUACUCCGACACCGUGCGUACGUUCGAAUAUCUUAUGACGCAGCCCUGGCAGCUCGCCUGGAACCGCCCCGCGGCUCCGCGCAACGAAACUCUCACCAUGCUCCGCCUCUUCCGCACAAACAUCACGCGGGGGACGCUCGACCAACUGCUCCACGCAACGCCCCACCUCAAGCGCUUCCACUACGACCAGGAAAUCCUGUACAACGCGCACACGCCCUCUGGACCCCCACUAUCCCCCUACCUCAAUCUCGACGGCCUCAACAUCGCCCUCUCCGCCCUCAAAAACACCCUCCAAGACGUAAAACUCAGCAUCGCGCUCGCGCCGGGCUCCCUGUCUCCCGCGGCGCUCAAGCUUCAGGGCAUCCCCUUCCCGCCCAUGCAGGGCACCCUCGCCGUGCUCAAGGACAUGCAGCACCUCGAGCGCGUCGAAGUCCCGAUGGUCAUGUUCCUGGGGUGGGCGCCCGACUUCGCGGCCGCGCUCGAGGAGGUGCUGCCGUGGGGGGUGCGGACGCUGGUGCUGCGCGACGACCUUGUGCUGCACUGCCCGUGGGCGACGGGCGCGGCCAUGGGCAGGAAGAUGGGCAGGAUCGCAGAGUAUCUGGACAAGAGGGGCGUGCAUGCGCCGCAGCUGGCCGACUUUGCGGUGAGGAUCAAGCCCGGUGCCAAGGACGGGACGUGGCUCGAGGAUGCGGUGAGGGAGGUCGGGAUGCCUGAGGCGGGGCGGGAUGUUUGUUUUGGGAUUGAGAAGGAGAAGAGGGCUGAGGUGUGGCGGUGGCGGUUUGGCGAGGGCGUGGGUGGUGAGAGGGCGGAGAAGGAGCGGGAGCGCAUUGACAGUGCAAUGGUGGUGGGGAGGGAGAGCAUGUUUCUGCCGCUGGAGGGCAUCAAGCUGGGCUGA
This is a messenger RNA of Paraphaeosphaeria sporulosa, 1763 nucleotides long. RefSeq lists its product as uncharacterized. The transcript has a single exon. Lineage: Eukaryota; Fungi; Ascomycota; Dothideomycetes; Pleosporales; Didymosphaeriaceae. The record is from RefSeq and is a predicted model, not a curated record. Gene Ontology annotation, molecular function: protein binding. The coding region runs from base 207 to 1763 and encodes 518 amino acids.